AUGGAAAGACGUAAAUUAUUGGUGAAAUUGGGCAAAACGGGACGACAAUGCGAUAUUAUGAACCGAGAAGAUCUAUUACAACUUAUCGAUAACAACCGUGAAACUAGUUCUGAAAGUCCUAAACGACCUUUUAAAGAAGAUGAAAGCUUACAGAACAUAAGCGAUGGAUUUUGCGACAAAAAUGCUGUGAUGGCCGAUGAAGUUAUUGAACAUCUUAUAGAAAACCUUGAUGUGUCAGCGAUGACGACAAAUGAGGAUCAGUUAACUUCGCAAGAUAAGUCCCCAUGUUCUGUGUACUCUAGGUCGGUCACACCAGUUCACUCUCAAUCUGAAAUACAAAUUAAUUCAGAAAAUGUUUAUGUUGAUAAUAGAAAUUCUACGAGCAAAUUAUCGGAUACACCAACGCCCUCAAAAUACAACUCAUUUACUUCAAGUCCGCCGCGUCCAUUAUCAGAAUUAGAUCAAAAUAUCUGUUUAAUAAACUCAGGCAGGCCAUCGAGUAUGUCACUAAUUUCAAACUGUAGCGCAAAAAUAUCUCACGAAGAAAGAAAACUCACCUUUGAUCGUUUUUGGGAUCUCUGUGAUCACGAAAAGCAAUGGGUUUUUAUAGAUAAAUAUACAAAACAUUGUAUGAAACUAAGAAUUACUACAGAGAAUGAUUCUAAACGCCAACACAGUGUAAACUAUACACUUCCAAUAAAUUUAAAAGAAACCAGCUCUAGAACUGUAAAAGUAUGCAAAACAAUGUUUAAGAAUACGCUGUCGGUAAGUAAUCAGUUUAUACAUAUGUUGAUAAGUUGA
Messenger RNA from Parnassius apollo (apollo), 801 nucleotides. NCBI's taxonomy places the organism in Eukaryota, Metazoa, Arthropoda, Insecta, Lepidoptera, Papilionidae. The record is from the annotation of a GenBank genome assembly.